AUGGUCCUACACAAAGGGCAACUGGAGGCCCAGCUGAGGGACGAGCAUGUCCUCAUAAAAACCGGCGUCCUUCGGGAAGAAAACCCCUUGGACCUGUCCGAGGGCUUUCACGACUUUCUCCAAGCAUGCCGCCGAGGCGACCUCAAGAGAUGCCAAGAGCUGAUUUCCGCCGGUGUUAACAUAAACGGCAAAGACAGCUUUGACUACACCCCCCUCAUCGUUUCCACAGAUCCCCUCCAGCCGUGGGCAUCUCACAUUACGUCUCUCCUCUCCAAAGACGUGCCCAAGACAGCCGACAUUGGUCUCAUCGCCGCCUCCGAAUCUUUUCAGCUCCACAAAUUCAUCCUCGCUUCCAGAUCUCCUUAUUUCAAGAGGAAAUUCUCGGAUGCCGCAGGAACGAGGACCUGGAAUCUACCAGCGACCAUCCCGGCUGAUGCCUUUCGCCUCGUGCUGCGCUAUCUCUACCUCGGCGAUAUUCCGAAAGAUCUUGUCGACCCACGUAGCAUGGCGACCGAGGAGGAGGUUCUCACGAGCGCUGAUAAGAUCAGCAAGCAGCUUGAAAUUGAGAAACUCUGGGAGGCGCUGCUGACGACCGAUCGUCGACUGGCCCGCCAGCGGUACCAGGACGAGGUAAACCGGGCUCAGAAACAGAUCGACAGUUUUUACCGGGAAAACGUCCUCCCGCAUAGAAUGGUCAUCGACACAGAGAGGGUCAAUGAGAUUAAGUGGCGGCAUGAUAAUGCCAUUUUUGCCGAUUGCCUGUUGCGCGCCGACGAACCCGACGACGAGCAGACACCUGAGAACGAGCCCGCCGACACGGACGCCGCGGCGAACGAUAGCAGCAUCCCAAUCGGCCCCUUCACCAACGACAAGCCGAAGAAAACUAGGCGGUCCGUCGUGUACCCGCCCGAAGAGGAAGACACGGAACCCAUCAACAUCUACGACGUCAUACAUGCCGCGUGGGACCUGAGGGUGCAGCGGCUCGAGGAGUUCGCCGCUCGGUACCUGGCGUACCGGCUGGAAGACUACAUCGACGAAGCCGAAUUCGCCGACCUCAUCAAAGAAAGUGCCGAGCGGCUGAAGAACCGCGAAGAGACGGACACUAUUGAAUUGCUAGACGAUAUCCGCUACUAUCUUUCGGAGCGUUUCCGGCUGCGGUUCGAGGAUGCCGGUCUCGACGAGAUGAUGGACGAGCAGGGCGAGAUCAACGCGGCCGCGGCUGCGUCGCUGGCGGAGAGCAGCCAGGAGGCGCAGCAAAAGGCCGAGGACGGCUUGACUCUGCAAGAGAUCGACCUGAGAGUUGUCAAGUCGGAAGAGCCUGCUGAGAAGGAAGAAGCAACCGAAGAGACAGGCGGCGUCAUGACGCUUGAUGGCGCCGUGGCCGAAGACGAGUUUGCCUCGGAUGCGAUCAACUACCAGAUCCUGCUUGGAAAGAUCGACAUCAUGCUAGAACGCCUUAAACUUGACGCAUAG
This is a messenger RNA of Verticillium alfalfae VaMs.102, 1473 nucleotides long. Its product is annotated as BTB/POZ domain-containing protein. The record is from RefSeq and is a predicted model, not a curated record. The coding region runs from base 1 to 1473 and encodes 490 amino acids. Gene Ontology annotation, cellular component: cytoplasm; ubiquitin ligase complex. NCBI's taxonomy places the organism in Eukaryota, Fungi, Ascomycota, Sordariomycetes, Glomerellales, Plectosphaerellaceae. The transcript is spliced from 3 exons. Gene Ontology annotation, molecular function: protein binding.